AUGAGUCAGGCCCUUCAGAAAUAUGAAAAGUUAGAGAAAAUAGGGGAAGGAACCUAUGGGAAGGUUUACAAGGCUAAAAAUAGGGAAACUCAUGAGGUUGUCGCGCUAAAACGGGUACGUCUAGAAGAUGAUGACGAGGGUAUCCCCAGCUCAGCUUUCAGGGAGAUAUGUCUAUUGAAGGAGCUCAAGCACAGGAAUAUUGUGAGGUUAUAUGACGUACUAAUAAGCGAAUCUAGGCUUACAAUAGUAUUUGAGCAUUGUGAUCAAGAUCUCAAAAAGUAUUUUGAUGCCUGCAACGGUGAGAUCGAUCCUGCCACGGUAAAACUAUUUAUGUAUCAACUACUCCGUGGACUCCAAUUUUGUCACUCUAAUCAUGUACUUCACCGUGAUCUUAAACCACAAAACCUGCUCAUCAACUCGAAUGGAGAAUUGAAAUUGGCUGAUUUUGGUUUGGCAAGGGCCUACGGGAUUCCAGUUAGGCAGUACUCUGCAGAAGUGGUCACCCUAUGGUAUCGACCACCCGACGUGCUCUUCGGCGCCAAGAUUUACACCACCUCAAUUGAUAUGUGGUCGGCGGGGUGCAUAUUUGCGGAGCUUUCGAACGCCGGUAGGCCCCUUUUUCCCGGCUUCGACGUGGACGACCAGCUCCGUCGAAUUUUUAAAUUGCUCGGUACUCCGACUGAGUCAACUUGGCCGGGUGUAACUGACCUUCCGGAGUACAAGGCAUUUACUAUCUACCCGAAAAACACACAUUGGCAACAGGUUGUUCCUAAUCUCUCAGCUCGCGGUCGGGAUCUACUGCAGCAAUUACUCGUGUGCAACCCUUCAGAGCGUGCCAGCGCGGAUCAGGCUUUGGAUCAUCCUUACUUCGAUGCAGUGGUUCACUAG
Messenger RNA from Hydatigera taeniaeformis, 888 nucleotides. The record is from the annotation of a GenBank genome assembly. NCBI's taxonomy places the organism in Eukaryota, Metazoa, Platyhelminthes, Cestoda, Cyclophyllidea, Taeniidae.